UCUUAUCAUUGAUACUAUUUCAUUUGCCAUAUUAGUAGAGAGCGAUCAUUGAGAUAAUUUUUUUUUUUAGGUCUACUAUCCACCAAAGAUCCAUUUUUUUUUGUCGAGGAGGUAAAAGGAAACCUUUCAACAGGGACUAUUUUUUACCCUGUAGGACAAGACUAUACGCCGAAUUUGGCGGAAGGAUUGGAUCUGUUUGUGCAUCGUGUGAUUGUCUUCAUUAUUCCAUUUUUUUCUUUCCACGACGUUCGACCUUUUUUCUCUUCGGAUUCUGUCUUUAUUUAGAUGGCAAGCUUUCCAGAUUCUGUAAACGAAAAUGAUUUAGGUAAGGCUAAGUUCAUUGGUGAACUCCUAGUCCCUGCUGCUCCCUUUGACCGGAAGUCUGCACAGGAGACAUGGACUGUGGCUUUUGCUCCUGAUGGUUCCUACUUCGCUUGGUCUCAAGGGCAUUGCAUUGUCAAGCUCAUUCCCUGGUCAAAAUGUCUGAAGAACUUCUCUUUAGGCCAAGCAGGAGAGAGUCCAAAUGCUUCAGGUCCACGCCACAUGUCCAAUCAGAUCAAUGAUGGCAGCCAACUUAUUUCAGUGGCCACUGAACCACCUGAACACACCAUAGACUGUGGUGCCAUCGUAUGGGGCCUGGCCUUUGGCUCAUCUGUGCCAGAGAAACAGAGUCGUUGCGUGAACAUUGAGUGGCACCGGUUCAAAUUUGGCCAGGACCAGCUGUUACUUGCAACCGGACUCAACAAUGGUCGCAUCAAGAUCUGGGAUGUUUACACUGGAAGGUUGUUGCUGAAUCUGAUGGAUCAUACUGAUGUAGUGAGAGACCUGAAUUUUGCUCCUGAUGGCAGCCUCAUGCUGGUCUCUGCAUCACGAGAUAAGACCCUCCGUGUGUGGGACCUUAAAGAUGAUGGUAACAUGGUGAAGGUAUUGCGGGGGCACCAACACUGGGUGUACUGCAGCGCCUUCUCCCCCGACUCCUCCAUUUUGUGCUCUGUUGGUGCUGGCAAAGCGGUGUUCCUAUGGAACAUGGAUAAGUAUACAUUGAUUCGGAAGCUGGAAGGGCACCACAAUGAUGUAGUGUCUUGUGAGUUUUCACCAGAUGGGGCGCUGCUGGCUACCGCCUCUUAUGACACUCGAGUUCUUGUAUGGGAUCAUCACAAAGCCACCAUUUUGCUGGAGCUAGGGCACCUCUUCCCCCCUCCAUCACCCAUUUUUGCUGGAGGAUCUAAUGACCGAUGGGUUCGUUAUGUGAGCUUCUGCCCCAACGGUCGCCAUAUUGCCAGUAUUACAGACGACAGGCUGGUGCGUUUCUGGAGCAUUGAGGAAAGAGCUCCUGAGGCCAUCGGUCCUCUUAACGAUGGCCUCUGUUGUGCCUUCUCUGCUGAUGGAAGUGUUCUCGCUGCCGGGACUCGCGAUGGCAGUGUGCAUUUCUACGAGUGUCCUCGUAGCGUUGCCACUCUGCAGCACAUGUGCAGGAUGGCUCUCCGCAGAGUGAUGACCACCCAGCAGGUGGAGGCGCUGCCCAUUCCCAGCCCUCUCUGUGACUUCCUGACCUACAAAGUGAUCUAAGCCACAGACACACCCACACCUACUGCAUACUGGAAAACCAGCACGUCUUCUUUCCAAAAGACAUUUUCAACAGAAGCCUCUUAGGGGGAAAUGUUUGUUUUGUUUUGUUUUUUUUAUCAGAGCUGUGUUCUUACACCACACUGACCAGAACUCUCCUGCUGACACGUGUGUGUGUGUGUGUGUGCGCUAUGUGCUGGUGUUCUGUUAAACCAGUUUUGGUUCACACUUCUCUCUGCUUUUACUCUGACUUAAAUCAGCUGUUGCACUUAGGAGACAUUUGGUAAAAGUGUGUUUUAAGUGGAUGACAAUAAGGGAAGAGAGGCUUUCAAUGUGUGGAUAAAAUUGUUCCCGAGUGGUGACCCUGUAAUCCAAAUAGAGUAUUUACCAAGCAUAGCCUUUCUUUGGUAGUUUUAAUCAGCUUUUAAUGACAUGCUAUUGAGCAAAUGGAAAAUUUUUAAAUGUUAUUUAGGACACAAGAACAUCCUCAGCUUCCCCCCAAAAAUGAAACGCGAUACUCAUCCUAAGGCAUAGGGAAGCUGCUUUUUGUUUUGUGUACUCUUGGCUAAAGUUAACUAUUAAUUACGUUUUGGUAUUUCUAUGAAGCUUUUCCCUUUCAGCUCAAAGUUGCAGUAGUUUUUGGAUUUGUGAUCAAUAUGAGUCUUUCUCCAUAAUGAAAAUGGCGUAUUAUUUAAAGUUCACAUAACAUCACAAAACUAAUCGGUAAUCUUGCAGUAUCAUGACUCCUUAAAAUGUUUGCUGCGUUCAUGUGGUUACAGUAUGAACCAGUGAAACUGUUGAGAAGCGAAGGCUUGGUGUAAUUUGUUAAAUUGCUCUACAAAAAAAAACUAAAACGUGCCACACAUUCUACCAUAGGUAGUGCAGCUCAGCAGUGUGUAAAUGGUUAAUGUCCCCACUUU
This is a messenger RNA of Thalassophryne amazonica, 2486 nucleotides long. It is a transcript of the gene wsb1, whose product is annotated as WD repeat and SOCS box containing 1. Gene Ontology annotation, molecular function: protein binding. Gene Ontology annotation, biological process: intracellular signal transduction. The record is from RefSeq and is a predicted model, not a curated record. NCBI's taxonomy places the organism in Eukaryota, Metazoa, Chordata, Actinopteri, Batrachoidiformes, Batrachoididae. The coding region runs from base 286 to 1569 and encodes 427 amino acids. The transcript has 9 exons.